CAGGAAUGGCUUCAAACAUGUGGUCAGAGGAGCACUUGAUCUGUCCAGUGUGUCUGGAUAUAUUGAAGGACCCAGUCACUACAGCCUGUGGACACAGUUACUGUAUGAGGUGUAUUAAGAACUGCUGGGAUCAGACUGAUCAUACAGGUAUCUACAGCUGUCCCCAGUGCAGAAAGACCUUUACCCCAAGGCCUGAUCUGGGCAGAAACACAAUUUUAGCUGAAGUUGUGGAGAAAUUAAAGAAGACAGGACUAAGUCCUCCACCUGCUCAAAGUUAUGCUGGACCUGAAGAUGUGCCAUGUGAUUUCUGCACUGGGAGAAAGUUCAAAGCUGUGAAAUCCUGUUUGACGUGCCUGGCCUCUUACUGUGAAACACACGUCAAACCACACAGUGAGGUUACUCCAUUAAAGAGGCACAAGCUGGUCAAUGCAAUUGGAGAUCUGGAGCAGAAGCUUUGUGCUAAACACCAGAAGGUUUUGGAUAUCUUCUGUAGAACUGAUCAGACGUGUGUUUGUGCGUUAUGUAUUGUCAAGGAACACAAGAGCCACGAUACAGUCUCAGCUCAGACACAAAGGAGUGUGAAACAGAAGCAGCUGAGAGCGACACAGACAGAAAUACAACAGAGAAUCCAGGAAAGACUGAAAGAAGUGGAGGAGCUGAAACAGGCUGUGGCGUCACUGAAAAGAUCUGCAUGCAUAGAAAUAAAGGAAAGUGAGAAGAUCUUUACUGAGCUGAUCCGAUCCAUUGAGAAGAUCCACACUGAGGUUAUUGAGCUGAUUGGAGCUAACGAGAAGGCUGCAGUGAAUCAGGCUGAAGGACGCAUGAAGAAACUGGAGCAGGAGAUUGCUGAGCUAAGGAGGAGAAACGCUGAGCUGAAACAGCUUUCAGAGACACAGGAUCACAUCCAUUUUCUACAGAAUUUCCAGUCUCUCUGUGCCCCUCCUGAAGCUGGAGACUUACCCAGCGUUACUGUCAACACAGACAUCUCUUUUGGGGCUGUGAGGAAAGCUGUAUCUGAACUUAAAGACCAUAUUGAGGACUUCUGGAAGGGGGAAUUAGUCAAAAUAACCACACCAGUGAAUGAAACACCAGUUUAUACCCUGGGGUCUAGGAGCCAUGACAGACGUUUCAAAGUGAAUAAAGUUGCAGUUUACAGUCUGCAGGCUCCAGAGCCAAGGAACAGAGCUGAGUUUCUAAAAUAUUCCUAUCAGCUCACACUGGACCCCAAUACAGCGAAUAUAAACCUCUGUCUGUCUGAAGGGAACAGAAAAGUGACAUACACUAGAGACAUCCAGAUAUAUCCUCAUCACCCAGAGAGAUUUGAGAGCUAUUCGCAAGUCCUUUGCAGAGAGGGUUUGUCUGGGACUCAUUGUUACAUGGAGAUUGAGUGGAGUGGUGGAUGGGCUGAUAUAGGAGUCACAUAUAAAGGAAUCAGCAGGAAAGGAGUGGAUCGAUCCUGUGGCCUUGGAUACAAUGACAAGUCCUGGAGUUUGUUCUGCUCUGGUUACAGUUACACUGCCAGGCACAAUAACAAUGAAACUGAAAUAACUGGCCACCGCUCCCCCAGAAUAGGAGUGUAUCUGGACUUUAAUGCCGGCACACUGUCCUUUUAUGGCGUCUCUGACACAAUGACCCUCCUGCACAGAUUCCAAACCACAUUCACUGAGCCGCUCUAUCCUGGGUUUAGACCUGGUUAUGAUUCCACUGUAACAAUCUGUCAGCUGAACUCUCUCUGUCUCACUGCAGCAAGAAUGGCUUCAAACUUGUGGUCAGAGGAUCAGUUUAGCUGUUCAGUGUGUCUGGAGCUAUUGAAGGACCCAGUCACUACAUCAUGUGGACACAGUUACUGUAUGGGGUGUAUUAAGAACUACUGGGAUCAGACUGAUCAUACAGGUGUCUACAGCUGCCCCCAGUGCAGAGAGACCUUUACCCCAAGGCCUGAUCUGCGCAGAAACACCAUGCUGGCUGAAGUUGUAGAGGAAUUAAAGAAGACAGUGCUCAAUCCUCCUCCUGCUCAAAGUUAUGCUGGAUCUGGAGAUGUGUCGUGUGAUUUCUGCACUGGGAGAAAGUUCAAAGCUGUGAAAUCCUGUUUGACGUGCCUGGCCUCUUAUUGUGAAACACACGUCAAGCCACACUAUGAGGGGGCUGCUUUCAAGAGGCACAAGCUGAUCAAUGCAAUUGGAAAUCUGGAGCAGAAGCUUUGUGCUGAACACCAGAAGGUUUUGGAGGUCUUCUGUAGAACAGAUCAGACAUGUAUUUGCUUGUUGUGUACACAAGAUGAACACAAGAGCCAUGAUACAGUCUCAGCUAAGAAAGAAAGGAGUGGGAAACAGAAGCAGCUGGGAGAGACACAGACAGAAAUACAACAGAGAAUCCAGGAGAGAAUGAAAGAAGUGGAGGAGAUGAAACAGGCUGUGAAGUCUCUGAAAAGAUCAGCACAGAGGGAAAUAAAGAAAACCACGAAGAUCUUUAGUGAUCUGAGCCGAUCCAUUGAGAAGAUCCGCACUGAGGUUAUUGAGCUAAUUGGAGCUAACGAGAAGGCUGCAGUGAAUCAGGCUGAAGGACGCAUGAAGAAACUGGAGCAGGAGAUUGCUGAGCUAAGGAGGAGAAACGCUGCGCUGAAACAGCUUUCAGAGACAGAGGAUGACAUCCAUUUUCUACAGAAUUUCCAGUCUCUCUGUGCCCCUCCUGAAGCUGGAGACUUACCCAGCGUUACUGUCAACACAGACAUCUCUUUUGGGGCUGUGAGGAAAGCUCUAUCUGAACUUAAAGACCAUAUUGAGGACUUCUGCAAGGGGGAAUUAGUCAAAAUAACCACAACAGUGAAUGAAGUUGCAGUUUACAGUCUGCAGGCUCCAGAGCCAAGGAACAGAGCUGAGUUUUUAAAAUAUUCCUGUCAGCUCAUACUGGACCCCAACACAGUGCAUAGAAACCUCUGUCUGUCUGAAGGGAACAGAAAGGUGACAUGCAGGAGAGAGACCCAGAGAUAUCCCACUCACCCAGAGAGAUUUGAGAGCUAUCCCCAAGUGCUUUGCAGAGAGGGAUUGUCUGGGACUCGCUGUUACUGGGAGAUUGAAUGGAGUGGUAGAGGGGCUGUUAUAGGAGUCACAUAUAAAGGAAUCCGCAGGAAAGGAGGGGAUCGUUCCUGUAUCCUUGGAUUCAAAGACAAGUCCUGGAGUUUGGAAUGCUCUGAUUCCAGUUACUCUGCCUGGCACAAUAACAAUCACACUGCAAUAACUGCCCCCUGCUCCCCCAGAAUAGGUGUGUAUCUGGACUUUAAUGCCGGCAUGCUGUCCUUUUAUGACGUCUCUGACACAAUGACCCUCCUGCACAGAUUCCAAACCACAUUCACUGAGCCGCUCUAUCCAGGGUUUUGGCUUCGUUAUUAUGAUUCCUCUGUAACAAUCUGUCAGCUGAACUAGACUGUUUUGUGUUGUAAGAAACCCUUUGUAUUGAACUCCCUGUCUGUCCUCUCCACUCCUCGGGUGAAGGGAAUGUUCAAUCUGACACAACUUUGGAUGAAAGUUAGGGGGUAAAACGGCGCCACCUGCAGAACGAAACGAGGGGAAUUAUUUGUUUUUAGAAACAAAUGGAUUUCAUACGAAAUAACUGUAUUUAAUUUCGUUUUUAAUUGUUAUGUUUUAAAUAUAUUUAAAAAAUGGCAUCCAAUAGUCAGUGCUGUAAUGGUUUUUAAAAAAGUGAACUUAAGUUUGCUUUAUUGUGUGUGUGUUUUUGUUCUUUGAUUUCCAUAAGAUAUUUGAUUUGUUUAUUUUUUCAGAUUUUAGUAAUGUGAUUUAAUAAAAAAAAAUAAUUUGA
Molecule: messenger RNA, 3816 nt
Organism: Acipenser ruthenus (sterlet)
Lineage: Eukaryota; Metazoa; Chordata; Actinopteri; Acipenseriformes; Acipenseridae
Exons: 13
Coding region: 6-3422 (1138 amino acids)
Molecular function (GO): protein binding; zinc ion binding
Source: RefSeq, a predicted model, not a curated record